Messenger RNA from Balaenoptera acutorostrata (minke whale), 1202 nucleotides. RefSeq names its product 28S ribosomal protein S31, mitochondrial-like. The transcript has a single exon. Gene Ontology annotation, molecular function: structural constituent of ribosome. The record is from RefSeq and is a predicted model, not a curated record. NCBI's taxonomy places the organism in Eukaryota, Metazoa, Chordata, Mammalia, Artiodactyla, Balaenopteridae. Gene Ontology annotation, cellular component: mitochondrial small ribosomal subunit. The coding region runs from base 9 to 1166 and encodes 385 amino acids.
CCUACGCGAUGUUUCCGAGGGUCUCGGCUCUCCUCCCUCUUCGCCCGCUUUCCCGCCUCCCUUUGUGCUCCGCAGGCCCAGAGGUAUCGGCGGCCGCCGUCGUGCUACUCGCUUCUCCGCGUGGGACUGUCAGGACAAAAAAUAAUAUCCAAAGAUAUUUUGGCACUAACGGCGUGAUCUAUAGCAAGAAAGAUGAGCAUUCUGUUCCAACCCGUGAGAUUUCCAAGGAGACAGAGAGCCAACACAGUGUAAAGGAGAAUACGAAAAAAGACUUGGUAAAUAUUCUUAAGGGAAUGAAAGUUGAAUUAAGCACAGUAAAUGUACAAACAAAGCCACCCAACAGAAGACAACUUAAAAGUUUGGCGGCUUCAACUGUCAGACCUCAGAAUGCUCCAGAAGAUGCCCCCCAAAAGAGAAGUGAGUCCCUGAGCCCGGAGUUGGUGGCGGCGGCCUCCGCGGUUGCAGACUCUCUCCCUUUGGACAAGCAGAUAACCAAGUCGGAGCUGCUCAGGCAGCUCCAGCAGCACGAGGAAGGCUCGAGGGCACAGAAGGAUGGAGCGAGACCUAAAAUUAGUUUCACUGACAUCAUAUCAGAUAUGAAAGUUGCCAGAUCUGCCACAGCGAGAGUUAGCACAAGACCAGUGCAUCAGAUUCAGUUUGAUGAAGGGACUGAUGAUUUUGUUGGCCAAGAGAAGCCUGCUGAUCUGAGAAGUUUUAGGAAAAAUAUAUUCAAGGGGAAGAGGCUUAAUAUUUUUGAGCUUAAGGCAGUUACUGAAGAGGCACCUGAAACAGAGGCAGCACCUUCUCUUUGGGAUAUAGAAUUUGCUAAGAAGUUAGCGGCAGUCAAUAAACAGCCCUUUCAGAAUGGUUUUGAAGAGAUGAUCCAGUUGACAAAAGAGGGGAAAUUGUGGGAGUUCCCAAUUAACAAUGAAGCAGGUUUUGAUGAUGAUGGUUCAGAAUUUCAUGAACAUAUAUUUCUGGAUAAAUACCUGGAGGAUUUUCCAAAACAAGGACCAGUUCGCCACUUCAUGGAGUUGGUGACCUGUGGCCUUUCCAAAAACCCAUAUCUGAGUGUUAAACAGAAGGUUGAACAUAUAGAGUGGUUUAGGAAUUAUUUUAAUGAAAAACGGGACAUUCUGAAAGAAAGUGGCAUACAGUUCAACUGAAGAUCAUGGAAAUUUUUACUUCAAGCUGUUGGAGAU